Molecule: messenger RNA, 1175 nt
Organism: Melampsora larici-populina 98AG31
Lineage: Eukaryota; Fungi; Basidiomycota; Pucciniomycetes; Pucciniales; Melampsoraceae
Exons: 3
Coding region: 72-746 (224 amino acids)
Source: RefSeq, a predicted model, not a curated record
AGACCACUCACUGAUCAUCGAAUCUCACAAAUUUGAACAUCUCUUCGAUUUGCAAUCAGACCAGGCCUACCAUGAACUUUGCUCCAUAUGCACCACCUCCUGACGAGCACCGACAAGGAACAUCCCCUAAACUUUCGCGCAAGCCAUCAAGUCCAUCAACUUCGGCUCGCUCACCAUCAUCAUCUAUGAAUAAAUCUCAUCACGAACCCAAUCCUUGGAAAUCUUAUCAAUCUGGUGGUGUUGCUGGUGGAAAUCCUAUCAAUUCCAACCAAUACACCUCUCAACAAAACCAACCCAAUUUCCAAUCUUCUCAAUCUCAUUCUGGUCUUGAAGCCGGGCCUUCCAAUCAAUCAAAUGCAUUCCAAUCUUCUACUAACAGACUCGAGCCUGGUGGACAGUUCUUUCCAAGUCCAGAAGCUUACGAAACAAGAUUCGGUUGGAGGGUAGAUUUAUUAUCAGCUUUAUCUUAUUGUACUCCAUUGAUGGCCAUCUUGAUGUUGAUCGUCGAAACUCGAAACGAUUUCGUACGAAUACACGCCUAUCAGUCACUUCUCAUUGCCUUACCUUUAGCCUUUCUACACUUCAUCUUUCUCGCAAGCCAUUUCUUUCAGGUUCUUUUAUUUCUCAUCGAUCUAGGUCUCUAUGGAUGGUUGGGAUACCAAGCUUAUUUUGAUGCCGAAGUGCUUGAACGGAAAUUAUUACCUCAUGUGGGACCGUUAGCAGAACGUUGGACUGAAGAAGAAUGACGAAUCAUGGUAAAUCAACAAGAUAAUCAUUUGGUAGCGGUGCCUAGGGACUUGAGGUACAUCCACAGACAGAACCAUCACCAAAACAUUUCUCAUUUUUUGACUUUAUCAUUUCUCUUGCUUACGUAUAUUUACUUGGUGUACUCAAUAUCUUAAUUUAUCAUGUUUUAGCAUGCAACCUUUGCGAUGCCGGGACAAGGUAGAGCUACAUACAAUCUCCUCAUCCAGCAUUCCAUCUGCAUCAGCAUCCUCAAGGUGCUAUGUGAUUGUUUGCGUCAUCAUGUUUCACUCAGGCGGAGCUAGGUACAGGGAGUUGGGUGGAUUAAUUAGACUCUGAAUAUGGACGGCUUUUUUCAGAUCUUAAGACAAAGAUGCUUCAGACAACAUUGCAUGAUGAUUUCAAGUGAAUGAUACACACAUUUUGAGUUC